Pestalotiopsis fici W106-1 is the source of this 2532-nucleotide messenger RNA. RefSeq lists its product as uncharacterized. The transcript is spliced from 2 exons. Gene Ontology annotation, molecular function: ATP binding; ATP hydrolysis activity. NCBI's taxonomy places the organism in Eukaryota, Fungi, Ascomycota, Sordariomycetes, Amphisphaeriales, Sporocadaceae. The record is from RefSeq and is a predicted model, not a curated record. Bases 1 to 2532 code for a protein of 843 amino acids.
AUGUCACCCUCGGAGAACUCGUCCGAACCAGACACGUCGAAGCCGCCGGGUGUGGUGGGAACAGACGGUCAUCACGAAGCUGAGCCCGACAGAGACAAGAUUGAGACACCAUCGGCCAAUGGAGCCCAGGGACAUGCAAAUCAAGAUGCAGUCAUAUCUCAAGCUCCAGAAGAUGCUAGUGGUUCUGUUAUACCCCCACAGGACGCUACUCAAUUGCCUACAGCUACACAGCACACCGAGAAACUUCUUGACGGUCCCAAAUUCAAGAGCUCAGCGACGCAGACUGACCCAGACACGGACAUCGAUAACGCCCCAGUACGUGUUGUGGGGAACGGAGACAGUCGAGGGAGUGAUGAUGAAUCAAAAACGGCGGAAGAUGUUCCUGAGCCAGACUCAGUAGAAGAGGUUCCAUCAUCUGCUAUUGGAAGAAUCUAUAGAAAAGAUGGAAAGAGAUUGGUAAUUGACGAGUCCCAGUGGAAACCCACAAUCACCGAAGACACGACCACGCGCUUUUCCGUCAUGUAUGAGAUGGAGGAAACAGACAAGACUCGUGUUUUCCUCAAGAGUAAAUAUCUACAAAAACUCUUCAAUGCCUUUUGCAAGCGCAAACUCUACCCAGCAUCAUCUAUACAACCCGACGGCAUAGCAAUCCCAAAACCCUAUGCACCGCUGUUUUUCCAUUAUGACGAGAUGCUCGCCGCAGCCGAACAGCCCGAGUUUACCAAAAAAUUUGACUCGGAUCAAGUACAGAAAGACUUGGACGGGUUGAAAUCCUGGUACGAAAACUGGGUGGCUGCGAGUCACGAGGCAGCGCGCGAUGCGAUUAAGCGCGAUUCUGUGGAAUUCAAUAGCCUAUGGGCCGUCUUCAAGCCCGGCGACUUGUUGUAUGGCCUCGACGAUUUUGGGCAGGCUCGGCUAUAUGUCAUUGCUGCGACGAAAUACCGCAGUGGCAUUGAUACUCUCGGCGACGACGUGGAAAUGGACAUGAUGUCUUCAUUCGUUCCUAUGAUACAGUCGUUUAUGAAUCUAAAGAGGAGGUUCGCCGUGGAAUCAUGGUUUCUGGACUGGGAUUCAUCCAGCAGAGUCUUCAAGCGAAGGAGCUUCGUGAGCGGCAUUCCCGUCUACACGGGCACGCGCCGCAUCUCCGACCUUGAUGUGUUUCCGCUACGCCACUACAAAGGCGGAGACCAGGCCGCCAUUGACGAGCUCCUCUCCAGACUUGACGAACGCGGACGUCUUUGGAAGAGCAUCAUGGUUUCCAGCUCGACGUGCAUGCAUCACGACGGGCCGGCCUUGGAGUUGGACGCCACAAAGGACGCAUUGUUUAGGCGCAAGAAUGACCAUAUCCACCUUAACGAUCGCGUCAUGGCGGACAAUGACGGCUGGGCUCUCUUUGGGGAUAAAACGUCCCUUCCACCGCCCAUCAAGACCAUGAUGAGCUCCAUGGCCGAUGCAGGAACCUCUGAAUCGCCAAUCUUGGUGGGCGGGUUCGAUGAGACUUAUGCAAAAUACGACAAGUGCUCCCCCGAAGACGAAUUUGACGCCUUACAGGCACAACUGUGCCCAUCGCAGUUGUAUUGUUGCGCCAUCCGUACAACAAAAUGGUAUGUUGCGACCAUUGCCAGCCUCAAGCCUAUUCAAUGGAAACGUGAGGCCAUCGAUAACCUCGUCGUGAAUCCAAACACGAAGAAGGUAUUACGAGGGCUAGUAGAAGAGCACAAGAAGAACAGAAGCCAAGAUGAAAUUAUCAGUGACUUUAUUCCCGAUAAAGGGUGUGGGCUGGUCCUUGUUCUUCAUGGCCCCCCUGGUGUGGGUAAAACACUGACAGCAGAGUGUAUUGCAGAGUAUACAGGGAAGCCUCUGUACUCAAUCAACAUUGGCGAGCUCUCGUCUGAACAAAAUAUUGCCGCCCGCUUGGAGAACAUCUUUGAGCAGGCCUCUCGCUGGGACGCGGUGCUGCUCAUUGACGAGGCCGACGUUGUGCUAGAGCAGCGCUCCCUAGAGAACAUCAAACGCAACGCCAUUGUUUCCAUCUUUCUCCGAAUGCUCGAAUACUAUCGCGGAAUCCUCUUCCUCACGACCAACCGCCUAGCAACCAUGGACGUUGCCUUUCAGUCCCGCGUCUCCUUGGCCAUCAAGUACAGCGAGCUAUCGCCCGCCCUCAGACGACAAAUAUGGCUGAAUUUCAUUGCACGCUUGGGGAGCUCGGAGACCGAGGCCAAAGAACAGCUCCUGGCUCGGCUGGAUGAUAUCAAGGAGUGGAAACUCAAUGGGCGGCAGAUCCGCAAUGUCAUCACCAUGGCACAGUCGCUGGCGCUGGCAGAGAAUCGGAUGAGAGGGAGGCUUCGGUUUGAUCAUAUCCAGCAGGUCGCUGCCGACACAUUGGGAUUUCAAGAUCUCUUUGAAGAGGAGUAUCGGACUUCCAAGGUGCAACUGUCUAACAUGGGAAGUCACCGGUUUCCAGAGAACGAGGUUGAGCCAUAUGCCCGUGGCACGCUCACUCAGUCAUUCAGGGCAAAUCACUGGCAGUAG